ACGGUUCGUCACACCGAGUUGCGCAAUGGAAACGAACGCUUCGGAGGGGCGACCGACCAGGGGUUCGAUGGUCAAAGCCUUUCCUCCCGCCGCGGCUUGCCGAUUAGCAUUGCGGGCAUCUCGUCGCCAUCGUCGAUGAUGCUCACGAUACACUCUGUCCCCGCGAAGCUACGCUCGGGCGACAUGAGGGCAGCGUCAAUUUUGGCAUACAACGUCCCGGGGAUCCGGCAGACGGAGGGCACUGAACUGAAUGGCCUGUAGGGUGCGCAGCAGUCGCCGCAGACAGUAAUUGGCAUGACAGCAAUGUGGAUUAACUGCGCAAAUGCGGCCCGCCCACGUUCAGGUCGACCCAGUGGAGAGGGGACGAUUCGCACUAGGUUGGCCGACGUUCCGCCAUCCUGUGUUGCCCGCAUGAUGCAGCAGUAGUGUGGCAUCGAACCGAUGUAAGGCGCGAACGGUAGCGGUACAAACGGCAUCGGCAUCGGCAACGGAUGGAACAAGU
Laetiporus sulphureus 93-53 is the source of this 502-nucleotide messenger RNA. RefSeq lists its product as uncharacterized. NCBI's taxonomy places the organism in Eukaryota, Fungi, Basidiomycota, Agaricomycetes, Polyporales, Laetiporaceae. The annotation marks the transcript as partial. The transcript has a single exon. The record is from RefSeq and is a predicted model, not a curated record.